AGUCGCUGUUGUUUUUUUAGGCUGCAUGCAGAUAUUUCAUCAUUCUUGUUCUUGUGCGCCACAGCUGCUGUGUUGAACAAUAUUGGGCUCGUGCCUUUAAUUAUCCGAAUGAGGGUUUAUGCUGGUUGUAACAAGUGGAUGGCAAAUGAAAGAAAAGUUAAUGUCUGUAACGCAAAGUAUCAGCAUCGCGAAGCCGUUGUCAAGUCUGCAGCUGAAGUGUAUCCCCUCCGAGCGGAACAUGAGGAGCUGCGGCUACUGUCACACGGACCACGACCCGCGCCUGAACCCGGACGCCGAGGAGUUCUUCCCUCGUCAGCCGGUCGAGCUGGGCAGCGGCUCGCUGCUCUGGAGCGACGGCCACCGGCUCGCCGCUCACUCGUUUCCAAUGCAGGCAUUUGGGUGCAGAGUGCCGAUGUGGCCGCUGGAUUACCCACCGCCGCCGCCGGCGGGACCGAGAAAGUAUCCGUGGCUGUACCGUUCACGGGGCGGCCGGUGGGGAGCGCGGCCCGCUCACGUGAACGGCGGCGGACCGGUGACCGUGACCAACAGUAGCACCCUGAACGGGAAGCCGGCCAAGGCCGACCGGCAGCCGGCGAGUCGGUGUGCCGUGACCGGGCCGCGGGCGGAGGCGGCGGCCGGCUCGGCCAUCCACCCUCACUGCUCUCCACCGGCCGGUCAGUGCCGGGAGACUGGGGAGCAGACGGGCCAGGAGACCGCCGCGCCCGCGCAGAAGACCGAGCAGCCGCCGCCGCUGCCGUCCACCAGCUGUGAUAUACCCGCCAGUGACUCGAACACGCGACUGUUUCGCAAGGUGAACUCAUUGCCGAACGGUGACCGGCCCUUACCGGCUGAUAUGCCGAACACGAUCCGCGACAUUUGUUCCAUCUCCAUCCAUGCCGCCAGUGCUCUGGCGAACCGGGUCCCCUCGCCGGUCCAGUGCAGUGACUCGACGAAACUGCGGCGUCCCAGUCCCACCGAGCCGCUGCCGAGAGACCGGGCGUGCUGUCCUCCCCCGGCGGCUACCACUGUGAUCUCGCGACAGCCCUCAUCAUCAGCAUCCUCCGAUAUGGACGUACCGUCGGAGCCCUCCACGCCGGCGGCGACCAGCCCCGCCCGGUGGCGGAGCUGCCGCUCGUCGUCCUCUCUUUCAGCCAACUCUGAGUCCAGUGACGACUCGAGCAGUGAGUCGAGCGACGACGACUCGACGCUCGGUGACGAGGAGUGGGACGCGUCGGCGGCCACCUUUCUGCCCAGUAGCUCGGUCGACUCGGGCGAUGACUUCAUUAUGUUCGCCGAUGACGCUGAUGACGAACCGCGUGGGGCGCCGGAGCCAGCGCCGCCUCGAACGCCAGUGUUUGGUCCCACGGCCGCCGAUCAGGUGGACUCAGGUCUCUCGGCCGAGACAGACCCCAGUGACAGCGAGCCGGAAGACUCGAGCGACGACGAGCUCAGCGACGACGAGUGUGAACCGUGCCACAGCUCUCCGGGCGGCACGUGCACGCUGCACCAGAGGAUCGCAGAGGCCAACCGGCAGCUGGUGGACUGGUGCGCCGCGCCGCCCCGACAGCCCAACAGAGAGGCCAGGGUACGAUUUCUCUCUGGUGACCGGCUGGCCACCGUUCACGCGGCUCCCGACUACGACCGGGCGAUCGCCAGCGACCUGCUGGACCAGCAGCGUCAGCGGGACCGGCUGCGCCGCUGGCGCCAGGACGUGGACCGCCAGGUGGCGCCCGUGCUGGCGGCUGUGCUCAGCGCCGAGCACCGGCAGCGCGUGCUCCGCGAGCGGCCCGAGCUGCUGCGCGACAGCUGACCGGCGCCCGGGAGCGGGGCUGGUAGGACGGGUAGUUAGGGACGUGACCGGGGGUCCGGCGGCGGCAGGUCCAGUGUGGUGGGCUAACGAACUGUGGGGUGUUAGGUUUGGUGGUAAGGGAAAUUUAGGAGUUGCCUCGGCAAGUUGAUGAUAGCCCUGCGCGGUCGGUGGUCCAACAAAACGCGUGACAGCGUCGUGGAAGGGGCUCAGGUUCACCAGGUCAUCUCAGUUAUGAACUUUGUAGAUCAAACCAUUACCUAAAAAAGUAAAAAGCGUAUUCUAGCUCAUCUGAAUGCAGUUGGACAUGCUCCAGGCUUUCAUUCUAGAGAAAGGGAUGAAAUUUGAAUUCGUGACGUGCUAUCGAAAGGUCCUCGAUUAAUUAUUGAACUUUACGUCCAAAAGGAAAGGAACAAUAAUGCCGAAAUCUGUUGAGCUCCAAAUGACGAUAAAUCGACGUGGAAUUCUUAUAAACGUCUCCAUGUGUGCAAAAUGAUCACUAGUAGGCGCUCCGAAAUCUCCAGUAUACAACAAAAAUAGACUUCAGCAAUUGGCAAGACAAGUUUGACUCAUUGUGUUAGCUAAAGGAGAGGUAUUGCUUCCAAUCGAUCUUGUAUGGCACUGACCGCGCAGGGCUCUAAUCGACUCCUUUGCACAGCUCAUAAGUAACGAACAUAAGUUAACGUUUUUCCAAAGUGUCUGGUACGAGACUACGCAAAAGCGUGCCAUUCGAAGCGAAGUUCUGUGAACCACACUGGACGCCUGCGCGCUGGGUUUGCGCCUGUCACUGUGCGCCUGGACUUUCAUUCACCUGUGGCCGAGCACUGUGAGCUGUGGCGUGUACGCGGGUGUGGACGAUUCGCGAUGUAGCCGGGUAUGGCUCACAGCCUGUUUGCCGUGAGAGGUUACCAUAGCACUGCGGAUAAAUCAUCGUUUACAUGUGACCCGUGCUUUAUGAUACGGGGUUCAAUAGGUACUGUCCAAUCUGAAAAAUGUCAAACUGUGGAACUAAGCGGUCAAAGUCCGCACCUUACCGCCGAUUGUCAUAGGGUUUUCGUCCAAGAGGUCUUUCAGCGUCUGUUCGGUCGGGUUUAAGUCAUAGUUUGGAUUUUAUUACCCACCUUAGAGGUUUUCGGCACUCAUUAUCGAUCACUUAACGGUAGUACAUUCACUCUAUGGAAUAAUAUAUAAGUGCUGUAUUUGACACAUUUAAUUUGCGACUAGGUAUUGAAUGUCGUGUGGUAAAUGUCAUGUAAUCAGCGCUUUAACCAUCGCAAUGCAAGUGUCACGUAGUCUCAAUGUGAGGUGAGCUUCCCUUCGGCUACAUCACUAUUGUGGUAUCGUGUGUUUUUGCUUAUGCGUGAAUGUUCAUCAAUGGCCUACUGGGGUGUUAAUAGAUUUCGCUAGCAUCA
Molecule: messenger RNA, 3219 nt
Organism: Amphibalanus amphitrite
Lineage: Eukaryota; Metazoa; Arthropoda; Thecostraca; Balanomorpha; Balanidae
Exons: 4
Coding region: 119-1810 (563 amino acids)
Source: RefSeq, a predicted model, not a curated record